AUAGCAGUAACAUGUCCGCCAUAGCAGUAACAUGUCCGCCAUAGCAGUAACAUGUCCGCCAUAGCAGUAACACGUGUCCACCAUAGCAGUAACACGUGUCCACCAUAGCAAAUGCUAGCCUGUCAUCCAAAGCAUUUUGACCAAAAUCCACAGGGGGUGCCGGGUUAUGACCUUUAGGAGUUCAAUGAAGGCUCAUGCAUUGCAUGUGUGAUUCCAAAGCCGUUUGACCAAACAUUUUGGAAUUAUUUGAAUUUCGUGUUGUGGGGCGAAUCAUUAAAGGCUCCACCCACAUCCUGUAGCGUGGUGUCAAAUAUAUAUCUCAGAAUUCACCAUACCCAUCUGUCUAGUGUCCCAUGUUCCGGUUUGGGUUCCUUUAGCUCCAUUUAUUAGCUCGGCGGGACUUAGCAACCGAUAGUCCAUCUGGCAUCAUUGUCCAACGAUGAUACAACUUUGAGGAUGUCAGUACGAUACUGUAUGUAUGCUAGCACGCCUUCCAACGCAUUUUGACCAAAACCCAACCUACCCCUUUUUCUUCUUAGAUUACAACUUUGUUCUUUUAACAUUAAUGGCUUUAUUCUUGUAAGAUGACUGCUGAUUUUUCCAUUUCCAUUCUAGUUUUCUUGUUGAAUGAUAUUUUUAGAAUUUGUGCCACGGGCCAACAAAAAAAUAGCCGCGGGCCGUAAAUGGCCCCCGGGCCGUACUUUGGCCACCCCAGAGUUAACGUAUGACCCUUGAAGUUUGUCCCACUUAUUACUUAAACAACUAAUAGUCCAUAAAUCUUUCACCAUUUGCCUAAUGAUGAUAAAAAAAGUGAGGCUAUGUGUAUUCCAUGUAUGCUAGUACUGUACGUCUUAUGACACAUCGAGAUUACGACACCGUGGCGUGUUUAUUUCCAUACGAAACUAAAACGCAACAUUUCGCUACCAUCCACUUUAAAAGACAAGCGCGCUGAGCAACAAAUGUAAACAAAACCUCCUUGCCUGAGGUAAUAACCUCCCGUUCUGAACCCUGAGACCAACUUCCUUGCUUAAACAGCCGGAAGCUGACAGUACGAGCCAACGCUUGUCUCCUGUGAUGUUUGAGUACGGUUGCCGCAGAUGUGUGGGUGUCUUGUUCUUUGUCUCUCUUUUUUUUCCCUCUCCCCUCCACAUUUUAAUUUUCAAUAUUUUUCCGCUUACUUUGGCUUGAAGGACAUUAUGUAAUUCUUGUGAAGCGCUUCCCAUCUGCAAAAGUGCUGUUGGAGAGGUAGACUUUGCACAACUGUCGCUUUAGAGGUGACCCGUGAAAGAGUCCGAGAUGGAGGAAUGAAAAGAGAUGACGGUGGUGCUGUCAGGAGCUGGUUGGUCAGGUAGUCCGCCUGGUUCCAAACUCCAGCCUCAGGUUCACCAUCCACCACUGAUCCUUCGGGCUGUUCACCAGGUUCUCCCUGAAGAAGGCAGCACCAGAAGGAUCAUCUUGUAGAAGACUAAGGUAGCCGUGUGAGGCCACCAUCCACUUCUGAAUCCGGUCAAGAGCGCUGAUGACCUUUUCUUUCCUUCUCCUCCCCUUUCUGGAGACACCCUCCCUCAGUCCCGCCUCUGUGUCUUUGACCCCUCUCGCCUUCCUUAUUGCUGAAAGCCGCUAAAGAGAGCACAGUAGCUGGCAGAGGAUGAAGCCGGUCUUCGUGCCAGCACCAGACAGAGGACAGACCAUACUAAAGGACUGGUGAAGUGGACAGAGACGCCGCUUUAAGGGGAAGACCAGAACAUUUGAAGAUGCCACGGCGAGGAAAGCACUUGCGUUUGACUUGAGUGUCAUGAGCUAGGACAGCGUGGGGGGGGAAUCUUUUCGGACAGCCUCAUCUGGCCUUGGUGGAGGCUCCUUGCGAUGCCUCAGUGAAAAGCGUGAGCCAUGCCGGCCAAGGGGAAAUACUUGCUGAAUGACCAGGAGCUUAAAAAUGAGGCCUUGUACCGCAAGUUCUCCUGCAUCAGCCAAUACCAGCCGCUGGUGCUGCUGCUGGGCCUCUCCAUGCUGUCCUGUGGAGUUCUCCUCAUUCUCUUCUUCGCACUACGGCUGAGUGCGGAAGAGCACUGUGCGUUUGUGAGCGUGGUGAGCGGCAGCUUGUGCGUGUUCCUGGCCGUCUUUGUGCUGGUGUGCACCGAGAUGCUCUCCCAGCGAUGGAGACGUCUGCUGGGCCUGCUCGUGUGGGCCACGCACCUCACCAUGGGCUACACCUUCAUCUUUAGCGGGCCCAUCGUCCUUCCGUGGGACCAGGUGCCUUUCUUCCUCUUCAUCAUCUUCACGGUGUACACCAUGCUGCCCUUCCCAUGGUGGUACGCUGUGGCGUUGAGCGUCAUCUCCUCGCUGUCCCACAUCGUGGUCCUCACGCUGCGCCUCACCGUUUACAGCAGCGCACCUACUCCUUACCUUGUCAACCAGCUGCUGUCCAACGCGGUGGUCUUUCUGUGCGGGAGUGUAGUGGGAGCCUUCCAUAAGGUCCUCAUGGAGAAGACGCUCAGACAGACCUUCCAGGACACGCUAAGAUGUCUGAGCAUGCGCAUGAAGCUGGAAAUAGAGAAGAGGCAACAGGAGAACUUGCUGCAGUCUGUGCUGCCCGUCUACAUCUCCAUGAAGAUGAAGCUGACCAUCAUGGAGCGCCUGCAGGACUGCAAGGACAAAGAGGAGCAACAACGCCUGGUCAAAGACAACAACUUCCACAGCCUCUAUGUCAAGAGGCAUGAAAAUGUCAGUAUUCUUUAUGCAGACAUCGUUGGCUUCACUCGACUGGCCAGUGACUGUUCUCCCAAGGAGUUGGUGAUUAUGCUCAACGAAUUGUUUGGAAGGUUUGACCAGAUCGCAAAGGAAAACGAGUGCAUGAGGAUCAAGAUCCUGGGCGACUGCUAUUACUGCGUAUCGGGUCUGCCAGUGUCUCUGCCCAAACACGCCAAGAACUGCGUCAAAAUGGGCCUGGACAUGUGCGAAGCCAUCAAGCAGGUCCGGGAGGCCACAGGCGUGGACAUCAACAUGCGAGUCGGCGUGCACUCGGGCAACGUGCUGUGCGGCGUGAUCGGGCUGCGGAAGUGGCAGUUUGAUGUGUGGUCACACGACGUCACUCUGGCCAAUCACAUGGAGUCGGGAGGCUGUCCGGGACGUGUCCACAUCACGGAGGCCACUCUCAAGCACUUGAACAAGGCCUACGAAGUGGAGGAGGGCAACGGGCAUCUGAGGGAUGCCUACCUGAAGGAGAUGAACGUCAGAACGUACCUCGUUAUUGACCCCCGGUCGAAGGAUCCGACGCAGAGUGGCCGCAGCGCUCCUAAGCCUCGAGUGAACGACGGUCUGAAGAUGCGGGCGUCCGUGCGUAUGACCCGAUACCUGGAGUCCUGGGGGGCCGUCAAACCCUUCGCCCACCUCCAGAGCAGGGAGGGCUUCAGCUCAGACCCGCUGGUCAAUGGCAAGUCACUCUGCAAGGACAUCCCAUUGCGGACAGCACCCAGCUCCAAGAUCCCUGAGAGCUUUGAUGAGUCUGUAGAAGAGAGGUUCACCUUGCCUGCUCCUUCGUUCAGCAGCUAUAAGAACAAAUCCCAGAAGAGUCGCUUUGAUGAGGAGCUGCACAAUGAGAUGACGACGACCAUAGACGAGCUCAGCAGCAAGCAAUGGUAUAAAUCAGAGGAGAGUGGGAGCCUAGCCAUAUGGUUUCCAAAGAAAGACCUGGAAAAACAGUACCGCGCGUUGGAUUUGCCCAUGUUUAAGCACUAUGUCGGCUGUGCCACCUUCAUCUUCCUCUGCAUCUUUCUCAUCCAGAUGUUUGUCACGAGGGACCGACAGAUAUUAGGAAUAACGUUUGGAGCGCUGGCGUGUGUCCUGCUGUUGACCCUGGCCAUCUGCUUCGCUGGUCACAUGCAGCGUCUUUUUCCAGAGAAGCUGUCAAGUUGUCAGUGGCUGGCUGGCGUCUCGGAGGCAGUGGUGAAGAAGCCUUGUGUGCGCCUCCCGCUGGCCACCGUCACCACUGCGGUCAUUAUAAUCUUGGCAGUCUUCAACCUGUGCUUCGUUCAGGCACGUUUUCCGGAAUGUUCCAGCGAUGUUCCGGACCCGGGUCACGCAAAUGGUUCCCAUGAAGUGGGCGUACAGGGAGGACUCUUCUAUCUGCCCUACUCGGUGUACUGCUGCAUCUUAUCCCUGGUGGCUUGCGGGGUUUUCCUGCGGGUCAGCUUGGAGCUCAAAGUGCUCUUCCUCACCCUGGCCUCCACGGCGUACUACGUCAUCAUCCUCAGCACCAACAGGGCGCUCUUUGAGGCCUACGCCGGCGUCCUCUACACUCAGAUUCCCGGGGCCGGGAACUGCAGCAGCAUGGAAGAUGAGUCCAUCCUGAGGCUGGUCGGCCUGGUGAAGCACCCUCAGGUGAUGAGCUGCAUCUACAUCACCUUGUUCCUGGUCACCGUGCUCAUCAUCUCACAGCAGAACGAGUCGUGCUUCCGCCAGGACUUCCUGCUCAAGUACAAGAACCACACGGAGCAGGACGAGAUCGAGACCCGCGAGAACCUCAACCGCCUUCUGCUGGAAAACGUGCUGCCGGCUCACGUGGCCUCGCUCUUUGUCGGGGAGAACAAAAAGAACGAAGACCUCUACUACAAGUCGUACGACUGCGUGUGCGUGAUGUUCGCCUCGGUGCCGGAUUUCAAGGAGUUCUACACCGAGUGCGAUAUCAACAAGGAGGGUCUGGAAUGUCUGAGGCUCCUCAACGAAAUCAUCGCCGACUUUGACGAGCUGCUGUCCAAGCCCAAGUUCAGCGGCGUGGAGAAGAUCAAGACAAUUGGCAGCACGUACAUGGCGGCGGCCGGGCUCAGCGGGACGCCCGGGCAGGAGAACAAUCAGGACAGGGAGCGCCAGCAGGCCCAGAUCGGGAUCAUGGUGGAGUUCGCCAUCGCUCUGAUGGGCAAGUUGGACGGCAUCAACCGACAUUCCUUCAACAGCUUCAGGCUGCGCGUGGGUAUUAAUCACGGCCCCGUGAUAGCCGGCGUGAUCGGUGCCAGGAAGCCUCAGUACGACAUCUGGGGCAACACCGUCAACGUGGCCAGCAGGAUGGAGAGCACAGGGGAGCUGGGAAAGAUCCAAGUGACGGAGGAAACGUCCGACGUGCUGCACAAGCUGGGCUACUCGUGCGAAUGUCGCGGCUUCAUCAACGUGAAGGGAAAAGGCGAGCUGAAGACCUUCUUCGUGUGCACGGACAUGAGCAAGCAGCAAGGCAUGGGCCUCAGCUGAGACACGACAAGUCAAAGGAACUUGGACAAGGACAAGGAUGCUGUUUACGCCCCAAAGCGGUGCUGGGAGUCCAACGUGGCUGCAGUACAGCUGCACACCUGUGGGGGCGCUGUUGUGGAGGAACUUGUGUACUUUGGCUUACACUUAGAUGAGCAUGAGGAAAACGUAUAUCAUUUUGUAGACAUUUAGUUUGGCCAGUCGGACACCCUGCUUUGUUACUGUGUAAUGAGCAAAAGCAACAAGUGGUUCUUGGACUUCAACUACCGUCUAACAUCGCGAUGACUCCAUGUGCUACCCAGUUUCAUGUUUGCAGCAAGCCUACUUGUGGUCCAUGUUGGCUUUUGGUCCUGGUUCUAAGCCCAGGAAAGCUGAGUCCUGGAUCCUCAUGCCUCUUCAUCGGCCUUACUUGACCACCGGUGUGCUGCUUCCACUUCUUCUUAACACAUGACGCAUAUUUGGGCCUUUUUGUGUGUGAACUUUGUAAAGUCGCGGAAUGUAAUAAUAAAUUAUUCACAACGGUGAUUUCAUUAAAAAAAAAAAAAAAAAGUUUAUUGAAUGAAAUGUCACACCAAAAUAAAAAUGACAUUUUGUACAACGUUUUACCAUCCGUAGGGUCCCCUAUUACGCAAAAGGGACUUUUAAAAUGUGUCCCUUGAAUGCUCCACUUUUGAGAGUUUUCAUGACGUCAUGAAGGAAACACCUCCUUCCUCAAACAGGCUUCGCUACAGGUCUUAAGAGCUCUGCUAUCCGUCAGUCAGCUUC
Molecule: messenger RNA, 6003 nt
Organism: Dunckerocampus dactyliophorus (ringed pipefish)
Lineage: Eukaryota; Metazoa; Chordata; Actinopteri; Syngnathiformes; Syngnathidae
Gene: adcy7
Product: adenylate cyclase 7
Exons: 28
Coding region: 1891-5241 (1116 amino acids)
Biological process (GO): intracellular signal transduction; adenylate cyclase-inhibiting G protein-coupled receptor signaling pathway; cAMP biosynthetic process
Cellular component (GO): plasma membrane
Molecular function (GO): adenylate cyclase activity
Source: RefSeq, a predicted model, not a curated record